AUGCCUGCGGCCUGGGCGCUGCUGCUGCUGGGGCUGAGCGCCCGCGGGGCCUGGGGCUGCCUGCACUGCCUGCCCCCGGUGCUCGGGGCCCUGGACCAGCUGCGCCAGGCGCUCAUCCCCGGGCGCUUCACCGUCCAGGCGCUGCGGAGCCGCGCCGAGGCCCUGCUCGUGGGCAUGGAGGGGUCUUUCUUCCGCGACUACUCGCUGAACGCCUUCGUGGGGAAAGUGGAGUCAGCUGAACUGGACGAGGUCGCCUCCUUUACCGAGAACAAAAUCAGCAGGAUAAAGGCUGGUUCCCUGCAAGAUGAGCUUCUGCUGGAAGAGCUAGUGAGUUUCAGGAGGAGUGUGAUCGAGGAACUCAAGAAGGUUUUGAAAGAGUAUGAAGUAAAAGCCUGCAAUGCCGUAACUUGCCGCACACUAGAAGGAGAAGUCUUGGACUGUUUCCUUUGCCAGAAUGUCACCUCUCAGUGCAUCAAAUACGAAAAUUGCUUCGCUCUGUGGACUCAGGCCUGGCCCUUUCUCCUGGAAGUGCAGGUCCAGGACCCAGCAAUGGCCACCGGGACCCUGAUGGCCAAGGGCCAGGAACUGGUGACCUUCGAGGACGUGGCCGUGGAUUUCAGCCUGGAGGAGUGGGGCUGGCUGGGGCCUGGCCAGCGGGAGCUGUACCGGGACGUGAUGCUGGAGAACUACCGGAACCUUCUCUCACUGGAGAGCAUCUCAGUUUCACCCUUGCCGCAUGUCAGGACCCCAAGAGCCGCACGCAGCUGGUGGCUGCCGUGUGGGGCACACAGCCCAGAGCCUGAAAGUGCUGUCAGCUCUGAGUCUCUCCCUGGGGCAGGGCUUCCGGGGACCAAACCCGACGUGAUCUCCCGGCUGGAGCGAGGCGAAGAGCCAAGGACGGAGGAGAGAGGAGCGCGGCCGUCCGUCUGUGCAGACUUGGAGAUGAGCACUACAUCUUCUCAGGAGACACCUCCAAUAAAGAGCAUUUCUGAAGAGUCAGCUUCCCCAGCAGAAAAGAUGGAGGGAAUUACAAGGACUGUGCUUGGAGAGGCCAAGUUAGGAGAAUCCCAAACAUGUCACCUUUGGUUGGAGGACCGGAGAAAACAGGAGAGGCAUAUGAGGUGUUUGAUUGCUAGUCCUAAGGAAAACCCCUCUGGGGAGAGAGGCCUUGGAUAUAAUGAGCUUGCGAGAAGCCUCAGGCUGACUUCAGCCCUCAUCAGGAAGCAAAGAGUACCUGGUGGAGAGAGAAUCUGGAAAUGGAAGCCAAGAAAGAGCUUGAAACACCAAAGGACCUUCAUAGAGAAGAAACAAUUUCACUGCAUAGAAUGUGGGAAAGUCUUCAUUUACCAUUCAGACUAUAUUCUACAUCAAAGAAUUCACACUGGAGAAAAACCCUACAAAUGUAACGAUUGUGGGAAGGGGUUCAGCAACAGCUCAUAUUUCAUCCAGCACCACAUCAUUCACACUGGAGAGAAACCCUAUGCAUGCAAUGAAUGUGGCAAGACCUUCACUCAGAGCUCAUCGCUUACUGAACAUCAAAGGAUUCAUACUGGGGAGAAACCCUACAAAUGCAAGGAAUGUGGGAAAGCCUUCACCCAGAGCUCCUCCCUCAUUAAACACCAGCGAUGCCAUACUGGAGAGAAACCCUACAAAUGCAAGCAGUGUGGAAAGUUCUACUCACAGGUUUCCCACCUCACCCGCCACCAGAAAAUCCACACUGGGGAGAAGCCCUACAAAUGUGGUGAAUGUGGCAAAGCCUUCUGUCACACGUCCUCCCUGACUCAACACCAGACAAUCCACACUGGAGAGAAACCCUACAAAUGUAACGAGUGUGGGAAAACCUUCAGCCACAGUUCAUCCCUGACUCAGCAUCAGCGAGUACACACUGGAGAGAAACCCUAUGAGUGCUCAGAAUGUGGCAAAGCCUUCAGCCACAGUUCUUCCUUGACUCAGCACCAGAGGAUUCAUACUGGCGAGAAGCCCUACGAGUGUAAUGAGUGUGGGAAGGCUUAUACGCAGAUUUCCCAUCUUAUGAGGCACCAGAGCAUUCACCUGGGGGAGAAGCCCUAUAUCUGUAACGAGUGUGGCAAGGCUUUCAGUCACACCUCCUCAUUUACUCAACACCAGACAAUCCACACUGGCGAGAAGCCCUACAAGUGUAAUGAGUGUGGGAAAACUUUCAGCCAGAACUCUUCCCUUACACGCCACCAGAGAAUUCACACCGGGGAGAAACCCUAUGAGUGUAAAGUUUGUGGGAAAGCCUACACCCAGAUUUCACACCUCAUUCAACACCAGAGGAUCCACACCGGAGAGAAACCAUACGAGUGCAGCGAGUGUGGAAAAGCCUUCAGCCGGAGCACCCACCUUAUUGAGCACCAGAAGAUCCACACUGGUGAGAAGCCCUAUAAGUGUAAGGAAUGUGGGAAGAUGUUCAGUCACAACUCGUCCCUCACCCAACACCAGAGAAUUCACACCGGUAGAAACCCUAUGCCUGUGAGGAAUGUGGGAAAGCCUUCAAUCAGAGCAUCCACCUUAUCCAGCAUCAGAGAAUCCACACGGGAGAGAAGCCCUACAAGUGUAAGGACUGUGGGGGAGCCUAUACCCAGAUUUCACACCUCAUCCAGCAUCAGAAAGUUCACAUGGGUGGCAGACACUAUGCGUGUAAAGAGUAUGGGGAGGGUUUCAGCUGGGGUUCCCACCUUACUGAACAUCAGAGACAUCACACAGGACAGAAGGACUACAACUGUGAAGACUUUGAGAAAGCCUUUGCAUGGACAGCUUGCUGGACAUCUGAGAACUCAUGCUGACUAGAAAACCUGAGCGUGCAAUGAAUUGGUGUUUCUGGUGUUCAAUUCAGUUCAGCUUUCAUCAGCACUAGUGACUUCCUCCCAGAGAGGAACCCUGAAACCAUAUGUUGAGAAAGAUUUUUGUUUCCUGAAGGAAAAAAUGGCACAGAUUAUCACCAACUGGGGCAGCUUCUGAUUGUUUUGGGGGGCUUCCCCCCACCCCUCAUGUAUAUUUCCUUGAUCCUACAAUGUCCCCAGAAGGUGGUAUAGUUAGGGGGUGGCCCAAAUGGGAUGCAGCCUUAUCUGGGAUCUUUAAAAAGAACAGCUGUCUCUGAGCUUUUCCAAUUUAUUGGUCAUUCAUUAAAUUGGAGCCUGAAUAUUCAAGAGAGGAAAAAAAGAAACCCACAUGGCUAUAAAGAUUAACCCUUUAGAGUAAAACUCUCAAAUAUUUGUAGCUAAAUAUAAAUGCUAAUAGUUUAAAUUUCCUUUAAAAUUUUAAACUACAAAUUUCACAAUCUGAGGUGAGCUAAAACAUAUUUACAUAUUUACAACCAUUUUAUGUCCUAUUCUUUCUAUCUUUCCAUUUCUAGGAUUUUUACCUCACAAAGCAAAUGCCCUAUUAAACAUCAUCUGAUUUUAUAUAUAGAAGGAAGUUUUUCCUUCCCCAUAUUUUUGAAACAAAAUAUAAAAACAAUUCACUGAUGUUUUCAUAAAGAGAAAAAAAUUAGACAAAAAUAACAUGCUCAUUGUAAAGGAUAAUUUGAAAAGCAUAGAGGGCUAUGAAUGAAAAUACCAAUUCCCCAUAGUCACAACACCCAGAGAGACUCACUAUUCAUUUUCAGCGUAUUUCUCUCUGGUUUAUUUUCACUCUGCUUUCCAUAUCCAUAUUUUUGUCAGAAGUUUUGGAUCAAAAAAUGAAAGUCAUAUAACUCACCCUUUGGCCACCCUCAGAAGUCAUAUUACUUUUAUUUUUCCAUGUUCACUUCCAGAUUUCACUUUUAAACAAAUGUAAUUGUUUUUGUACUUAAAAUAACAGAAAUUUAUCAUCUCACAUUUCUGGAGGCCGAAAGUCUGAAAUUAAGGUGUUGGCAGGGACACACUUCCCGCUGAAGUCUAAGUAGGGAGACUGUUCCAUGCCCCUCUCCUGGCUUCUGGCUGUAGCUUGCCUAAACUAUGCAGUUUGGCCUCAUCGUAACUAAGACCCUGUUUCCAUGUUAGGUCAUAGUCACAUAGACUAUGGUUAGAACUUGUUAGAACAUGUCUUUCUGGGGGACACAAUUCAAUCCAAAACACCGCUAAUGAGAGGCACCUUAAGGAUAUUUAUCAAUGCACAAACGAUUUUAUUUCGUUGUAAUCGGAGUGUAGAGACGGUUUCAGCAUCUGCGUUUUGCACUCAUUUUCCUUUGCCCCCACAUACACGCCAUACUUACCAAUCCUAGGGCUAAUGAUACCUCAUUGAGUGGGUAUAGAAUAAUUUACAAAUCCACCACCCCAUCGUGGUUUUGUCCUAAGACCCUGCCUGACAACCUGUGUGCAAAGAUUAUGAAUAAUCUUAAAAUGAGCCUCUCCGUGCUUAGUCUCUCCAUCUGUUUGGGGGGUUAUUUCUCUGUUUCCCAGAUGGGAAUGAUGGGAAUCAAGCCUCUGACCACUUUCCCAAUUCUUGGAACAUGUUACCAAAUUGCUUUACAAAGGGGUUAACAUAAUCUGCUUGCCAGAAGCUUGGCUGUAUGUAAGGAUCCCAGUUUCACUACAAUUUCACCAGCACUGAGUGUGAAUCGUUUAUUAUUACUAUUUUACAGUUUCAAGCUUGCACUCUCUCAGUGCUCUCAUCGUGGGCCAGGGUCUGCUCAGAGCACCUGGCAUAUGUGAACUCCUUUCAUGCUUACAACAGCCCCGUGUGUUCAGUGCUGUGUCCUCCCAUUUUACAGACAAGGACACCAAGGCACACGGAGGUCAAGGGACCAAAGUCUCAUAGCCAUGAUGUUGUGGAGUCUGGAUCCAGACCCAGGAGUUCAGGCAGAAGAGUCCAUGCUCAGAGCCGCUGCCCACUAUAUUGGGGCUGAAUAUGUCCCAUCUAUAAUACAGUUGAUUCUUGUUAUUAGCCGUAGUUGUGGUCUGUAAAGUCACUGCAAACAUUGGAUUAGAAAAUACCGAACCAUUGCCCCUAGAGGAGAUGCCGUCCUGCAAGCUGGUGGUCACAACAUUUCAAUGACAAUCAAUAGAUAACCUUGUUUUAUGUGUUCCUAAAGGAUGCCUUAUCUUGCUUCCCCCUUAAAUUUGUACGUAGUGGUUGGUUCUUUGGUUCACCAACCUUUUCAAGACUGCCCCCACUUAACCCUGUCUAGAAAUAGUAUCAGUGCCUUCAGAACAUUUUAGAGCAGCAUAUAAACAAAGCCUCUGAGCACAAAUUUAAGCAAGUUUAGUCAUAAACCGCAUUGGGAAUCGUGGGAAGAUGGCAGAGUAGGACGCUCCAGAAGUCAGGUCCUCACCAAAAUACCUAUUGAACAGGCAGGAACUGUCUGAAUCGACUAUUUUGAAACUCCAGAGUGCAGGAGAACACCAUACACAUCCAGGGAAGAGUGGGAGGAAGAGGCUGGUAAAUUAUGGUGGUUAUAAACCCAAGAAACAGAGAUCUUGGAAUAAAUCCCAUAGUUAACAUUUUAAAAUACUAAACUGUACAGUGUGCCUUUGUCAGAAGGCCCAGUUCUUAAGCCACGUCUGCUUGAGGCCACGGAAAAUGAUCUGAAGCUGAGUCAGUCAUUGCGCUGAAGGGUAUUACCGAUUUUCUUGUCCUAUUCAUUUUACACAUGAAGGGGAUGGUGAGCAGCAAACUCGUGACUUCUUCCUAGCCUCAAAUUCGAAGACCAACUGGAAAACUACUGCUCGUCUCUUUAUUGAGUGUUAUAUAUUUGGUGUGGUUUUCUAAAAUGGCAUUGUGCCUAUUUAAAAACAGUAUUUCAUUCCCUUCUUGUUAGCAUAUAUCUGGGACUUAUCAGGUCAGUAUCUCUGUGGCUCGAGUAGCUGAACAGUACAUCCUGGAAAUUCAGGCUCAGUCACAAAGAAACUUUCAGCAAAUGACUGCUGUAUCUCUUACAGAGCACAAAGGGUCCAGAAGAGCAGGGGAGGAGAUCCCAUUACGGCCCGGCUCCCGGGGAGGCCAACUGCUCCAGCCAGGGUCGGCGGAUGGCAGCUCUGCACGCCCCACUUCUUGUAGGAGGGGAGAGACAAAUCUGUGCUGCU
This is a messenger RNA of Choloepus didactylus (southern two-toed sloth), 6026 nucleotides long. RefSeq names its product zinc finger protein 250-like. Gene Ontology annotation, molecular function: DNA-binding transcription factor activity; RNA polymerase II cis-regulatory region sequence-specific DNA binding. Gene Ontology annotation, biological process: regulation of transcription by RNA polymerase II. The record is from RefSeq and is a predicted model, not a curated record. NCBI's taxonomy places the organism in Eukaryota, Metazoa, Chordata, Mammalia, Pilosa, Megalonychidae.